CUCUUCUCACUCGCUCGCUCACUACCGGUUUUAACUUUCUCUUCUCUCUCUCACGACUAAGAGUCCAGUAGCCCACAGAGAAAACAGAAAAAAAAACCAUAACUCUCUCAACUUUCACUCUUCAGACCACAGAGAUUUGGAGUCAGAGAGAAAGAAAGAAACAGCGUGCAAACAUCAUAUUUUUGCUUAUCGGAACCAUUAAUGCUUAUCAGCAACAAAGCGUGAACAGCGCCAGGCUCUCUCUUUGCUUUUUGCACGGACUUGUCUGGCGCCAGCAAACAAGCAAGCAUUAUCAAUCGAACUAAAAGAAAAAAAAAAAAAACUCCGAAGCUUUUGCUUUAAUUUGUUAUUUGGCGCGAACAGAGGAGGUGCCUAAAAUGGAGCUGAGUAAAGUAACUUUAGAGAUCUUCACGAAACUGGAACAGAAAUGGUUAUCGCACUGUGAAACUGCCAAGAAGAUUCGAAUCCUCAGCAUUGACGGUGGUGGAAACACCGGCAUUGUAGCUGGUGCCGCUCUUAUCCACCUUGAAGACCAGAUCCGUCUCAAAACUGGUGAUCCACAUGCUCAAAUUGCCGAUUUUUUCGACAUGGUUGCCGGCACUGGCAUUGGUGCUGUUCUUGCUGCCAUGCUCUCUGCCGACGAUGGAACCGGGCAUCCUCUUUUCACUGCUAGGGAAGCCAUCAAGUUUAUCACUCAAAAUAACUCCGAGCUCUUCAAAGUUAAUAAGCUCGCCGGAGUUCUUCACCGUCGGAAGAGAUUCUCCGGUAAGAGCAUGGAUAAAGUGCUGAAGGAAAUGUUUAAGAGAGAAGACGGAACGGUUUUGACACUCAAGGACACGUGCAAACCUCUCCUGGUUCCCUGCUUUGACCUCAAGAGUUCCGCUCCCUUUGUUUUCUCUCGCGCCGACGCUUCCGAAUCACCUAGCUUCAACUUCGAGCUUUGGAAAGUAUGCCGCGCCACGUCAGCCACUCCCAGCCUCUUCAAACCUUUCCCACUGACGUCUAUCGACGGCAAGACCUCAUGCUCCGCCCUGGACGGAGGUUUGGUCAUGAACAACCCUACUGCUGCGGCUGUCACGCACGUGCUUCAUAACAAGAGAGAUUUCCCAUCGGUUAAUGGCAUGGAGGAUCUGCUGGUUUUUUCGUUAGGCAACGGUCCGUUGUGUGGAAGGUCAAAGGUUCGUAAUAACAGCGAAUGCUCAACUUCUUCUGUUGUUGACAUUGUGCUCGACGGAGUAUCGGAGACAGUAGACCAGAUGUUGGGGAACGCUUUCUGUUGGAACCGGUCAAACUACGUUAGAAUUCAGGCGAACGGACUGGGGAGUGAAAGGAUGGUGGGGCCGAGAAUGGAGGAGGUAUUGAAGGAUAGAGGAGUAGAGUCGUUACCGUUUGGCGGGAAGCGGUUACUGACGGAGACAAACGGACAGAGAAUCGAGUGCUUUGUGCAACGCCUCGUUGCGUCCGGCAAAACCAGCAUUCCUCCAAGUCCGUGCAAGGAAUCAGCCGUUAGCCCCCUUACCAACGGCCGUUAAUUACUUUUUAUCCUUUCCUUUGUUUUUCUAUUUUUAACCGUUUGUAAGUUGUAACCACCCUCAAGUUUUACUUUUAACUGCCCAUAUUUUGUAGUAAAAAUAGCUGCUAAUUAGUAAAAUAUAUCCGUUGUGGCUGAAUUAACGCAGCUUAAUUAGUAGUGUUAAGUUAAUGAUUAAUUAAAUGACACGUCACUAUUAUUAGCAACAUUAAGUAUAUCUCUUUUAUGAUUACCUUUGGUGGGUGGAGCAAUAACAAAAUCAAAGAAUAUCAUGAGCAGCUAUUUGCUUCUAAGUACGUAUUAUUGUGUUUUCAAGUCAAAAUUUCAGUUUU
Molecule: messenger RNA, 1863 nt
Organism: Durio zibethinus
Lineage: Eukaryota; Viridiplantae; Streptophyta; Magnoliopsida; Malvales; Malvaceae
Product: putative inactive patatin-like protein 9
Biological process (GO): lipid metabolic process
Source: RefSeq, a predicted model, not a curated record